This is a messenger RNA of Zootermopsis nevadensis, 1378 nucleotides long. RefSeq lists its product as uncharacterized. Lineage: Eukaryota; Metazoa; Arthropoda; Insecta; Blattodea; Termopsidae. The record is from RefSeq and is a predicted model, not a curated record.
AUUGUUGAAAAUCUGAAAUUAAUUGAUAAUGGGCUUCAUGAAGUUGAAGAAACUGUAGUUCGUAAUAUACUGUUAGGGAUAUUUGGUGAUAAAGUAGAUAUCAGUACGAUAAUCGAUAAACGUCGAAUGCAAGGAUGCCAAUCUUUUUAAAAUGAUUUGCUAAACUUACAACCCCAACCCAAAUUUACCAUAUCACCAUGGUCAAUAAAUAAUAACCUAUUUUUGUAUUAAAAUGUAUAAUAUGAAAAGGAGCAAGGCUUGCAUUUUGAAUUGGUAUGACCUGGCAUGCAGCACAUGGUCACAAAUGUGGACUGAUAAUUCAAAGUAUAAGCCUAUCCCCCUACCUCAACAAUUUUUGUAUAAACAUUAUGUAGCACUGGCUGUCCCCACUACACCAUUGGGCCGAACACAAUACAAAGGGGAGAGUGCAGUCAGGCUUCCUUGUUGAGAAGAAUACUGAGCCUCAUGGUAUUCAACUUAUUAAUCGAUUUGCAAUGGCAAAGUAUGAAUCCACUGAUCUGGUAGACCUCGCUAGAGAAAUUCAAAGGGCUGAUGUUCUUGUAAGAGCCACAGCAUGCAGCAAACUUCAGAUGAUAGCUGAACAAGUUCGUUUCCUGCAACAACAAGCCCACAAAGUUCUACUGGAAGCCAAAGAAAACUCGGAACUUCAUCACGCAGCCUGCAACUUCCGCAAGCUACCUGGCCACACCUACUACCUGUACAAGAGACCUUCUGGACAGCAUUACUUCUCCAUGCUCUCUCCAGAGGAUUGGGAAAGCAGUCGUGGAGGACCACCUCAUGUUUACGUAGGAGCUUAUCGAUUGGAGCAGGACCUCUCAUGGACACCUGAAAACAGGUUUCAGCAGCCGUCUCUUAUGGACAAGCUGUUCAGCAGCGAAGAUGUUAGCUUUUGACAAAGACACGGUGAAAGUAGGUCAGGUAUGACGUAGCAGCAAGAGGCCAUAAAUCAAAGCAUCUGAAUACUCCCAUAAUUAAUUUGGAAUGGAAAGCUGUCAUUGCUUCGAUAAUGCGACUCCUUGCACCUAUUACCAUGAUUAAGUUACACUGACUUAAAGUAACUAUGAAAUGUUUAUUUCAUUUAAAAAUAAGAAAAUUGUGAGAUACUGUAACCUGCUUGUUUUUAUUCUCACUUGCUUGUUUCUUUCAAGUUUCCUAGGUUCUAACAGAUACUAUGUACGUCCUUGUAUGUUACCAAACGCUGCUUGUUUUUAAGUUAUACGGUACUUACAAAGAUACAAGUCUUGAACUAAGAAAAAUUGACUAUGUACUUCAGUGUUGUUAAGUUGCAUUCACCCGGUGUGCUGCAAAAGAGAGAAAGCUGUAACGUACAAUACAAAAACAGAGGAAAGUAGACUAA